AAACACGAAAAAUCAAAAUUUCAAAACACAAAAAAAAACACAAACACACGCGAGUCAAAGGAGGAAAAGGGAAAUCGAAUACGCGAAAACAGGCUAACGUGUGCGAAAUGUGUUUGGCGCAGACUCGAAACAUCAAAUCAAAUGUCCUGUUCAUCAAUGACAGUACCAAUGUUGUGAUACAACAAGCACGUGUGGAUUUAAGAAUAAAUUCGGGAAAAAUAUUUCGAAAUUUACAGAAAAAAAUGACACAAAAACCUGAUGUUAUGGAAGAUGAUAAAAAUGAUGACUGUGAAGAAUUUAUAUUGAUACGUGUACCGAAAACAAUCGAUCCAUCUACAUUGAAUGGAACGAAAAUCUAUCUGAAUCGAAAUGAUGAUCGUCCGAAUGAAAUACGAUCAUCAUCAUCAUCAGGUGAUGACCAAACUUAUGGAUAUAAUUUUACUGCUAUCAACAACAACAAUCAAUUAGCAUUUUAUUCAAUGAAUAAAAUUCAACCAGAAAUAUUGGAUAAAAACAAUGUUUAUCGUUUAGAUCGAAAUACUCGUCUAAAAGGUUGCCUGAAUUUUUAUCAACAACCAUCACCAUUAUCAUCGAUCGAAACGAAUGAAUCCGAAUUACAACCACUUGAAUCGGAAUGUCCAAAUGAUCCAGUGGAUAAAAUUAUUCAUCGAAAUAAACGAAAAUUCCUGACAGAUCAAAAUCCGAUCAUCAAAUCUAAUACCAUUGUCGAAGACGAACAACCAAAACUUCGUACGAAGAAAAAAUCCAAAACAAAAUGAAUGAAAA
Dermatophagoides pteronyssinus (European house dust mite) is the source of this 786-nucleotide messenger RNA. RefSeq lists its product as uncharacterized. The record is from RefSeq and is a predicted model, not a curated record. NCBI's taxonomy places the organism in Eukaryota, Metazoa, Arthropoda, Arachnida, Sarcoptiformes, Pyroglyphidae.